GAGCCAAUCAGAGAGCGGAGGCCCGGUCAGCUGACAGGCUGUGACGUCACGGCAGAAGCUUGUCAAAAUGGCAGGACACCAUCACCACUUCUCUCUGUGCUUCUGCGACUUGAUGAGGUUGCUGUGGUCCCUGGUGAUGCCCUGCGUCUUCCUCAGCCUGGCCCUCACCCUGCUGCUGCUCCUGGUUCUGCUGGGGCUCCGCGUCUGGCUGCAGGGUCGCCGCAAGACUCGCCGCGCUCGGGACGGCGGCCCGGCUGUGGCUUUCUUCCACCCGUACUGCCACGCUGGAGGAGGCGGGGAGCGGGUGCUCUGGUGCUCCCUGAGGGCCCUCAUGAACCGAUACUCCAACGUCUCCUUUGUGGUGUACACGGGGGACCAGGGAGUGACUGGUGAACAGAUCCUGGAGGGGGCGCGCCAGCGUUUCAACAUCACUCUACCCCGACCCGUCACCUUCGUCUUCCUGCGUCACCGCGGCCUGGUGGAGGCCACUUCGUACCCUCACUUCACCCUGCUGGGCCAGAGCCUGGGCUCCAUGUUCCUCGGGUGGGAAGCUCUCACAGCUUUUGUUCCUGACCUGUACAUCGACUCCAUGGGCUACGCCUUUACGCUUCCAAUCUUCCGGUACUUGGGAGGCUGCAAGGUGGCGAGUUACGUCCACUAUCCCACCGUGAGCACGGACAUGUUGUCUGUGGUCAGAGAGAGGAACCCCAGGUUCAACAAUGCGGACUUCAUCUCCAGAAACCCGGUUCUGAGCGCCCUGAAGGUGCUGUACUACUGCCUCUUCGCUCUGCUCUACGGUCUGGCCGGCUCCUGCAGCGACGUCGUCAUGGUGAACUCCACCUGGACGCUGGGACAUAUCCUGGCCCUGUGGCGCUGCCCCAGCCGCACCAGCGUAGUGUACCCGCCGUGCGACGUCAGGGCCUUCCUGGACGUCCCGCUGGAGGGGGAGGAGGACGAAGACGAGCUGGAGGAGGGCUGGGAGGAGCUGGGGGGCGAAGAGGACGGGAGAGGUGGAGGAGCUGGAGGAGACAGGAAGUGCCACUCCAUCGUGUCCGUGGGUCAGUUCAGGCCGGAGAAGGAUCACCCGCUGCAAAUCAGAGCGUUUGCCUUGCUGCUGGACAGGAAGGGGGACGGGCCCGGGGGCCGGGAGGCGCUGCGGCUGGUGCUGAUUGGCGGCUGCAGGAACCAGGAAGACGAGGACCGGGUGCUGAUGCUGCGGGGCCUCUGUCAGGAGCUCGGCGUCUCCGACCGCGUCGACUUCAAGCUCAACGUUCCCUUCGCCGAGCUGAAGAGGGAGCUGGUGAGCGCCACCAUCGGGCUGCACACCAUGUGGAACGAACACUUCGGCAUCGGAGUGGUGGAGUGCAUGGCCGCAGGAACCAUCGUCCUCGCCCACAAGUCAGGCGGCCCGAAGCUGGACAUCGUGGUGCCGCACGAGGGCAGGCAGACGGGCUUCCUGGCGGACAGCGAGGACAGCUACGCCACGGCCAUGGAAACCAUCCUGGCGCUGACUCCUUCGGCUAAGCUGGAGAUAAGACGCGCAGCGCGGGAGUCUGUGGCGCGGUUCUCAGACCAGGAGUUUGAAGCUUGUUUCCUCGCCGCGACGGAGGCGCUGAUGAAUCAGAUGGUGCGGUGAG
Poeciliopsis prolifica (blackstripe livebearer) is the source of this 1637-nucleotide messenger RNA. RefSeq names its product GDP-Man:Man(3)GlcNAc(2)-PP-Dol alpha-1,2-mannosyltransferase-like. The transcript has 6 exons. Lineage: Eukaryota; Metazoa; Chordata; Actinopteri; Cyprinodontiformes; Poeciliidae. Gene Ontology annotation, cellular component: endoplasmic reticulum membrane. The record is from RefSeq and is a predicted model, not a curated record. The coding region runs from base 68 to 1636 and encodes 522 amino acids. Gene Ontology annotation, molecular function: GDP-Man:Man(3)GlcNAc(2)-PP-Dol alpha-1,2-mannosyltransferase activity. Gene Ontology annotation, biological process: protein N-linked glycosylation.